AUGACAAAGACAGGAGGUUUAGCGAAGAGUAACACCCGACAAUCUGAGAAAACUGAUAUGGCAUCAGACAAAGUGAACAAGGGAUUGCCAAUAACUGAUGGCUCGUCUAUACGAAGCGAAAAUGCGAAUCCGACGUUCGAGGGAAACAUGGCAACUAUUCAGCCUCAGCCUCAGCCUCCUCAAACUCAGCAAAAGGAGAGUACUCUUAUGCCAGAAGUUCAGACUCCUCAAACUCGGCAAAAUGAUUUGCAAAAUCAAAGUCAGCCACAUGAAAACACUUCCGAAUCUCCAUCACAUCAGGGAAAUCAACAGCCUCAAUCACCUCAGGCAGAUAUCGUUGGUACGUAUCUAAUACUCCGAAACCUGAUUUUACAAUUCCAAAAACAUGCUAAACAUGCUGUAGGAACAGAUAUCAUUGAUCUGUUACAAUUGUCACUGGAAACCGAUCAGGUUGCUUUAGCAAUUUCAGUUAACAAUGAGAGCAUUUAA
This is a messenger RNA of Striga asiatica, 489 nucleotides long. The record is from the annotation of a GenBank genome assembly. Lineage: Eukaryota; Viridiplantae; Streptophyta; Magnoliopsida; Lamiales; Orobanchaceae.